Culex quinquefasciatus (southern house mosquito) is the source of this 802-nucleotide messenger RNA. Its product is annotated as three prime repair exonuclease 2-like. Gene Ontology annotation, cellular component: cytoplasm. The record is from RefSeq and is a predicted model, not a curated record. Lineage: Eukaryota; Metazoa; Arthropoda; Insecta; Diptera; Culicidae. Gene Ontology annotation, molecular function: 3'-5'-DNA exonuclease activity; nucleic acid binding. Gene Ontology annotation, biological process: DNA catabolic process. The transcript is spliced from 3 exons. Bases 31 to 657 code for a protein of 208 amino acids.
UUGAACUUCAACCGAAUUCGUUGUACCAUAAUGGCGGAUAUAGGUUCAUUUGUGUUUUUGCACCAGGAAACGACAGGAUUGUCAGGCGAUUUUGGGACUAUAAAUGUUACGGAACUUUCGUUGAUUGCUUGUUCGAAACUGCAUUUUCUGAACACAACAGAUGGAAAUAUUCCGAGAGUGCUACACAAGCUUACAUUUUGCUUUAAUCCUCAAGGGUCCAUCUCAACGAUAGCAUCACAGAUAUCAGGAGGAUUGUACAAUAAUCUUCUUGAAAGGGAAAGCAAAUUCGACUACGAGACUGCCCAGUCAAUAUUGCUGUUUCUGAAACGACUGCAACCCCCGCUCUGCCUGGUGGCGCACAACGGAAUCAGAUUUGAUUUUGGCCUUUUGAAAAAUAAGCUCAAAGUUUUGGAAAUUAUGCUGCCUGUUGAGACGUACUGCAUCGAUACACUGACAUUUUUCAGAAAUGUUGAAAAUAUCCCCAAUCCAUCACUUGGGUACUUCCGGCUGGUCAGUAUUUAUGAGCGCUAUUUUCACGUUCCUCUCGAAAUAAACGCUGAAGAAAAGGCGAAAGCUUUGCUGAAAUGUGUGAUUAGGUAUGGACCUAUGUUUGUCCAGCACGCUGAAAUGAAAUGUGUUGAAUUCAAUGAAAUCUAAGCAACAACAUUGAAUUUUAGAAAUUCACGUGAACUCUGAAGUAAAUAAAGUUGAUUUGAGUAACGGCCUAUCUACAAUCACUUAGCUUAGCAAUGAUAAGUAAAGUAAAUUACAAUCAACUUAGACACUAAAAAAAGCAAAUCUU